Sipha flava (yellow sugarcane aphid) is the source of this 2208-nucleotide messenger RNA. RefSeq names its product D-glucuronyl C5-epimerase (gene Hsepi). Gene Ontology annotation, molecular function: heparosan-N-sulfate-glucuronate 5-epimerase activity. Gene Ontology annotation, cellular component: Golgi apparatus. The record is from RefSeq and is a predicted model, not a curated record. Lineage: Eukaryota; Metazoa; Arthropoda; Insecta; Hemiptera; Aphididae. Gene Ontology annotation, biological process: heparan sulfate proteoglycan biosynthetic process. The transcript is spliced from 10 exons. The coding region runs from base 434 to 2140 and encodes 568 amino acids.
GUCUUACCUCGUUAUCACCGUGAAGCACGCAACACAAUAGUAAUCAAAAUUUAUCGUUAAGUAAUUCUCAUCGCGGUUUUCUUCUUCGAUCAGCUCCACUACGUUUCCCUUGAUCCGUUCACCAUCGACCAUCAUCCACACGACUCGUACCCGUCGUGCAACAUCUCAUGAACAGAUUGAUAGUCUUAUGAUUGCAUAACUUCGACAGCGUCCUGGUCGACGAUAACGAUAAUAAUAAUGACUACACCGUCGGUAAUAACAUCGGUCGGUGUUUCGCAGCGAAACGAUUCUCUUUUGCCGGUUGACCGACCAACUCGGUAAUGUUUCAAUUAAGGCCGUCGCCGUUACCGCCGCCCAUCGCCGUUGUCGUCAGACAACAAAACAAAUCGUACAGUAUUACAUUACAUACAUGUCCAAUGAUUAUUAAACCAAAAUGAGAUUAAAUGUAAGAACAUUUUUUUUGGUUUUUUCAACUUUAAUUUUAGUAUGUAUGGUGACAUUUUGGUCAAAUUGCUCAAAUUCAAAUUUCAGUACAUUAUCGAACAAUGAAAAACCAAACUUCGAAGCUUUACUUCAAAAUGUUCAAGAUGUUAUACCAAUAGAUUGUUUUAUUAAUGGAAAUAACAAUAAAGUGGAUUGCCUUUUAAAAAAUAGCAUAGUUUAUAUUCCUUUUUCAUUUUUAAAAAAUUAUUUUGAGAUUUAUGGGAAAAUUAUUGAAAUUGACAAUAAAAAAUCAUUUCAUUGGUCACAUAGCUAUUCUAAAAUUUAUCAUCAAAAUGGAAAGUAUAAUUCAAAAGGUGUAUUUACAAACUUUCAAAAUUACAAAGUAGAAGAAAGAGAUCGUGUGAAGUGUGUUAGUGCAUCUGAAGGAGUCCCAGUUUCAAAUCAAUGGAAUCCACAUGGUUAUUAUUACCCUACACAAAUAGCCCAGUUUGGGUUAUCUCAUUAUAGUAAAUAUCUUACUUUACCAUCACCAAAAGUAAGAGUCUUAGAAAGCGGUCAGUUAAAUCCUCAUUGGAAAGUUACUGAUGCAUCAAAGAUUCAAAUUGUAUUCAACACUCAAGUCAAUAGCAAUGUUAUAGAUUUUUUUAGUUCAGAUGGAGGAAUCUCAUUAAAAAUUGAUAACAAAGAAGAUUUCUUUAUUAGUUUUGAUAUAGCUUUAUCUUUAUCAAAAAGUAGUAGUGUUGUUAUUAUUUUAAAAGAAAUAAAGGACCCAGAAGAAAUAUGGAAACUCCAUUACACAUGUUCACGGUCACUUAUAACUGCAAAAGGUCAUAAUAUAUAUCAUGGAAUGCACUGCAAUGAUAAUUUUAAAUGGAAAAAAUUAGCAAGAAAUUUAUUAAUUGAUUUACAAAAAGGCUUACAUGUAUUAAAAAAAACAACAACAAAGAUGUUUCGAUCAAAAUAUAAGUUAUGUGAUUUUAAAUUAUAUGGAGUGGGAUACCUAGACAACUUAACACUCAGUUCAAGUGAUCACAUUAGUCAAUUUUAUUCCGCAGUGCAUUGGUUCAUUAAGCAUCAAGAUAAAGAAUCAGGAGGCUGGCGUAAUCCUGUUACCCGUAAAAUAUCUCCUGUUAUUAAACCAUUAAAGCCAGGAUGGUUAUCAGCCAUGGGCCAAGGACAAGCAAUCUCAUUGCUUUCAAGAGCAUUUUUCCAUUCCGGAGGAAAUGAAUUAUAUUUAAAAACAGCACAUGCUGCUUUAAAACCAUUUAAGAUCCUCAGUAAAAAUGGUGGUGUCUUAUCUGAAUUUAUGAACCUUUAUCCAUGGUAUGAAGAAUAUCCAACAGUUCCACCAAUUUUUAUUUUAAAUGGUUUUAUGUAUUCUUUAAUUGGAUUAUAUGAUUUGUUUUCAUUAGCUCCAAACAAUUCACAGGUUUCGCAAGAAGCUUAUUUGCUAUGGAAACAAGGCAUGACAUCUUUGAAAAAGAUGUUACCAUUAUAUGAUAUGGGUUCAAGAUCAGCAUAUGAUCUUAGACACGUAACACUUGACAUAGCUCCAAAUAUUGCUCGGUGGGAUUACCACGCUACACAUAUUAAUCAGCUUUUGUUGUUGGAAACUCUGGACAAUGCAACAGUUAUACAUACUACAGCUAAAAGGUGGAUAAGUUAUAUGAAUGGAACUCGUGCCUCCCACAAUUAAAAUAUUUAUAAAUAAAAAUAUUACAUUUUGAUUUAGUAAAUUAUUGUUAAGAAAAAUAAUGAGGAAAA